CAACCACCAAACAAUUGUCCUACGACGAGGUGGUGACUCAGUCCAGCCCCAGCAACUGCACCGUGUACUGCGGGGGGGUCACCUCGGGCCUCACAGAGCAGCUGAUGCGCCAGACCUUCUCCCCCUUCGGGCAGAUCAUGGAGAUCCGAGUGUUCCCGGAUAAAGGAUACUCCUUCGUCAGGUUCAAUUCCCACGAGAGCGCUGCCCACGCCAUCGUCUCCGUCAACGGCACCACCAUCGAGGGCCACGUGGUGAAGUGCUACUGGGGCAAGGAGACACCCGACAUGGUCAGCCCUGUCCAGCAGGUCAGGCAGCUCCUCAGGCGCUAA
Molecule: messenger RNA, 329 nt
Organism: Cyanistes caeruleus (blue tit)
Lineage: Eukaryota; Metazoa; Chordata; Aves; Passeriformes; Paridae
Source: RefSeq, a predicted model, not a curated record